CUCUUUCGCCUUCGAGGGCUCCCGCGGGGGUUGGAGGCAUGAAAGCAACUUCCGUCACUUCUUCAAUAAUCAUGCAACAGAAAGCAACCUUUCGUCAUAAAUUCGAUUUGCCCACAUUGAUACAACUAUCAUCGACACUUACUUGAGAAGUGGCGUAAGCAAAUUGAUUGAGUGGCUGUGAGAUAUCCCUGCUACCAGCAUACAGUGUACCAGUUUCAACCAGCGAAAACAAAACCAUCAUCCUUCCAUCAUGAGUUCUGCUCCCGACAAAGAACCUCCUUCCCGCGCAGCUCUUCGUCGAGCUAGGCGCGUUUGUGUCAAGGCUGGAACCUCUGUCGUCGCCAAUGAAAAUGGAUCGCCUUCGUUGACAAGGCUCGGAGCGAUUGCCGAACAGAUUGCUGAGCUUUGUAACUCUGGUGUUGAGGUGAUUUUUGUCAGCUCUGGUUCUGUUGGAAUGGGAAAACGCCUCCUUCGAAAGCAACGCCAAACUCUCAUGAGCUUCAAGGACAUGCAGCUUCAGUCGGAAAACGGAAAAGACGAAGACGACACUGUGGGCUUGCACGACCAUGCCGAUCAUCAUGAACCAGUUCCCCUCAACCGAUCGCCCAACAGGGCCAGCUUCGUCAACCUUUUGGAUAUUCAGGAGCGACCACAUUCCAUGGCCCAAAAGAAAAGAUUCUACGAUUCUGCUUGUGCUGCUGCUGGGCAAUUUGAAAUGAUGAAUCUCUACUCCAAUCUUUUCGCUCAAUGUGAUGCCUCUGCUUCCCAAAUCUUGGUCACACAAGCCGAUUUUGCCGACCCUGUCCGACGCAACAAUCUUCAUUAUGCCAUUGAGCGUUUGCUCUCCCUUGGAAUUAUCCCCAUUAUCAAUGAAAAUGACGCCGUGUCGGCGAAUCUCGGAUAUACUGCCGAUGAUGUCUUUUCCGAUAACGAUUCCUUGGCAGCCCUUUGUGCCAGGACUUUUGAUGCCGAAGUGCUGUUGCUCUUGACCGACGUCGAAGGAGUCUUUGACCGUCCCCCAAGCGAAUCUGGGGCCAAGAAAUUGGAAUUCUACCGCCCAGAAUCAUCGGAAGUUGCCAUUGGCGCGAAGUCAGCGCAGGGACGCGGUGGUAUGUCAUCCAAAAUUGGAUCGGCUAUUUCGGCUGUGCAGCCAGGGUCCAACUGCAGUGCUUGCAUUGUGGCUUCGGGAGCUGACCUCAACUCCAUUAGGGCUGUGUUUGGAUCUGAUCCAAAGACAAAAUACAGUUGUGGGACGCUCUUUGUGACCCCCGGUAGUAAGCUGGAGGCCCAGGCCACGAAGGACUUUCCCGAGGAGGCGGAAACCCAAGCAAACAUCAGCAGCGAAGCCCGGGAUCAAGCUUCUGCUGCCCGUGCUGAGGCACGCAAACUCCAGGCUCUUCCCUACGAGGUACGCCAAAGCAUCCUUAGCGCCGUGGCGGAUGCCUUGAUCGAACGCCAAAAGGAGCUUUUGGAUGCCAAUACCUUGGAUGUGGAGGCUGCUGAAAAGGAUGGAAUAGCUCUGGUCUUGAAGAAGCGUCUCAAGCUUACCGAAGCCAAACUUGCCACUUUGGCGGCAGGUCUUCGUCAGAUUGCAGGCCUUCCAGAUCCUUUGGGGGUUGUCAAAAGCAAGCGAGAACUGGCAGACGGCUUGGUCCUUUCUCAGAUAUCCGUCCCGAUUGGCGUGCUCAUGAUCAUCUUUGAGUCGCGCCCCGAUUCCAUGCCUCAGAUUUCCGCGUUGGCCUUGGCAAGCGGCAAUGGCCUUUUGCUCAAAGGAGGAAAAGAAGCGGUCAAAUCGAACGCAGCCAUUCACCGUGUCAUUGGCGAUGCCAUCGAAGCUGGUAGUGGUGGAAAGAUCAAGCGCGACAUCAUUGGGCUAGUCACAAGCCGUGGGCAGGUUGCUGAUCUACUGACUUUGGAUGAUACGAUCGACCUUGUCAUUCCUCGAGGAAGCAACGCUCUCGUUUCCUACAUCAAAGCAAACACAAGAAUUCCGGUGCUGGGACACGCAGACGGCGUUUGCCAUGUCUAUGUCGACGAAAGUGCGGACAAAGAUGCAGCCUGCAAGAUUGCUGUGGACGCAAAGACGGACUACCCAUCAGCGUGUAAUGCAAUGGAAACUCUCCUUCUGCACAAGGCGACAAUCGAAAACGGGGUAGCUUCCAGCGUAUUGAUGGCGUUGCGGGCUGCCGGUGUGAAAUGUCUUGGUGGCCCUAUCGCUAUGAAGAUGGGUCUCUGCGACAGCCCUGCGCAGGAGCUCAAGUGUGAGUAUGGCGACUUGACUUGCAUGGUUGAGAUUGUCGAGGGCUUGGACGAGGCCGUGGAUUGGAUUCAUCAGUACGGGAGCGGCCACACUGAGACAAUCGUUUGUGCCAAGGACAGCCCUGUUGGGGAAGAGUUCCUCAAAAGGGUCGACGCUGCUUGUGUUUUCAAGAAUGCCUCCAACCGCUUUGCUGACGGUUUCCGCUUUGGCCUUGGUGCCGAGGUUGGGAUUUCCACUGGUCGCAUCCAUGCCCGUGGCCCUGUGGGGGUCGAAGGUCUCCUCACAACCAAGUGGCAGCUGCGAUCGGAUGGCGUGGACUAUGUGGGAGAGUUCGGCGGGGAGUCGCCGACCAAGGCGUACACCCACAAGGAAUUGAUGUAAAUGUGGAUGCAAAAGCUACAAGGGGAUGCUUCAUACUGCCCAACGCGCGUCCGAGCUGAACACAAUCAAUACACUAUAGGUGCGAAUGACAUAAAAAUAAGCUAUGAUCUUAUUCUAGAUACCAGC
This is a messenger RNA of Seminavis robusta, 2767 nucleotides long. The record is from the annotation of a GenBank genome assembly. NCBI's taxonomy places the organism in Eukaryota, Bacillariophyta, Bacillariophyceae, Naviculales, Naviculaceae.